Messenger RNA from Melanotaenia boesemani (Boeseman's rainbowfish), 2674 nucleotides. RefSeq names its product arylsulfatase I-like. The transcript is spliced from 11 exons. Lineage: Eukaryota; Metazoa; Chordata; Actinopteri; Atheriniformes; Melanotaeniidae. Bases 295 to 2574 code for a protein of 759 amino acids. The record is from RefSeq and is a predicted model, not a curated record.
GUUGCAGCUUGUCUGUUUUAAUUUGGCAGGCCGCAGCGUCGCUAUGAGCGUGUUUGGUUUGAGCUUGACUUUGAUCGUAUUUCAUCGGCGCUCAGGCUGAAGGAAGGAGGGUUUGGAGAAAACUUGAGGACAUGCGGCGUCUUUCACAAACUUUCCACAAAUCAAACUUUCUCGGAACCGAAGAAGGAGUGGAGGUGCUGAGAAUGAAAUAAACCGUAGCGGACAGGAAGAAGACAGAAGGGGAAGAAGAGCCGUUCAUUCUCAUUGAUCCUAUCGAGGAUUUGUGUUGUGAAGAUGCAGGUUGCUGCUACAGCCCUGACUGUGCUGAGUUUGUUCCUUGACCUGGGCUUCCUGUCAGCACAUCGGUCCAAACCAGACCCGAAAAAGCAGCAGAACGUCAGGCACGCUCAGAAAAAUGAGACACCACUGAAGAAGAGUCAGCCGCACAUCAUAUUUAUCCUCAUCGAUGAUCAGGGCUUCAACGACAUCGGCUACCACAACCCGACCAUCAAGACCCCGACUCUGGACAAACUGGCAGCAGAGGGGGUAAAGCUGGAGAACUACUAUGUUCAACCCAUCUGUACGCCAUCACGCAGCCAGCUCAUCACUGGAAGAUAUCAGAUCCACACAGGAUUACAGCACUCCAUCAUCAGGCCCAGCCAGCCCAGCUGUUUGCCCUCCCACAUGGACACUCUGCCUGAGAGGCUCCGCGAGGCCGGCUACACCACACAUAUGGUCGGCAAGUGGCACCUGGGUUUCUACAGGAAAGCAUGUCUGCCCACCAGAAAAGGUUUUGACUCUUUCUUUGGUUCCUUAACAGGAAGUGUGGAUUAUUACAGCUAUGGUUCCUGUGAUGGUCCAGGGUUGUGUGGAUACGAUCUCCAUGAUGGUGAAGGUGUAGCAUGGGGCCAGGAAGGAAAAUACUCCACAACGCUGUUCACACAGAAAGCUCGCAAGAUCCUGGAGAGUCACAACCCCUCUGACAGGCCGCUCUUCCUGCUGCUUUCCCUCCAGGCCGUCCACACUCCUCUACAGCCUCCCAAGUCCUACAUCUACCCCUACCGGGACAUGACUAAUGUAGCCAGGAGAAAGUUUGCCGCCAUGGUGUCCACAGUGGAUGAGGCGGUCCGAAAUGUCACCUACGCCCUCAGAAAACACGGAUACUACAAGAACAGUGUAAUCAUUUAUUCCACUGACAACGGCGCCCAGCCAUUCACAGGCGGGAGCAACUGGCCGCUACGAGGCAGAAAGGGUACGUACUGGGAGGGGGGAGUCCGUGGAGUGGGGUUUGUACACAGUCCUCUGCUGAGACGCAGGAGACGCGUCUCCAAAGCUCUUCUCCACAUCACUGACUGGUUCCCAACACUGGUGGGACUGGCAGGGGGGAACAUAAGCCAGAGCCAAGGCCUGGAUGGUUUUGAUGUCUGGCCCACCAUCAGUGAGGGGAAGGAGUCGCCUCGUCAGGAGAUCCUCCACAACAUCGACCCUCUGCACAAAUCUCCCACUGAAAGCGUGGGCUGGCACGAGGCCAGAACGAAGGGAUCAACAGUGAGCACACCAAAAGAAACAACAUUUAAAAAGCCAAAGAAGAAGAAAAAGAAGGUCCUGAAGCAGAAACUAAAUAAAAAGUCAGUGCUCAAGUUAAAGAGCAUCAAGAAACCGUCAACAUUUACCCAUCUUUCCACCAAGCCCAAAAAAUCUAAGCCGCUACCCAAAAUAAAGCCCGCUCUUAAACCCAAGACUAAAACCAACCCUCAGCACCAGUCCCGGGCUCAUUAUGGACCACAGUCCAAGAUCCACUCGAGUGGUUCUCUUCCAGUGUCAGGAACAUCCCGUCCCAAAUCUCAACCUCAAAUCCAACGUGUGAAGACCAAAACUAAGCGGUCCACGUCCCAGAACCAGAACUCGUCUCAUGUAGCUCCAUCUCAGCCUAAAUCUAAAACGCAGCUCAAACUGAAGUUGAAGUCAAAGCCCAAAGAGACGUUAUUCCGAUACCAGAACAUGUCCCAGUCAGGAACACUGAAGCCCAAAUCCCAUCCAGUCCCCCAGUUUUCUCCGAUAUGGGACACAUCUGUGCAGGCCGCCAUCAGAGUUGGAGACUGGAAGCUGCUAACUGGUGAUCCGGGCCACGGAGACUGGGUCCCACUUCAGAUGCUUCCCACUCUUCCUGGUCGCUGGUGGAACCUUGAACGCACCUCGUCGCCUCCUUACAAAUCCGAAGCUCACAAAAGCGUCUGGUUAUUCAACAUCACGGCCGACCCGUUCGAGCGGCAGGACCUGGCAGACCGGAGGCCAGAUGUGGUCCAACAGCUGCUGGCCCGGCUGGCCUACUACAACCAAACAGCCGUGCCAGUUUACUUCCCACCUGAUGACCCCCGGGCUGACCCUAGCAGGCAUGGAGGGGCCUGGGUACCCUGGGUGGCAGAGGACGAGGACGAGGAGGGAAAAUAUCAAGGAGUUUAUAAGAAAGUUAAAAACAGUAAGAAGAAGAAGAAGAAGAAAAAGUGCAGGCUGUGCAAGCUGAAGUCGUUCUUCCUGAAACUAAACACGGGGAUGAUGUCUAAUCGCAUCUGAACAGAAAUUAAUAUGAAAGACAAAAAAAAGUUCUUUAAUUUUAGCUAAAAUGAAUCGUGAUGUCUUGCUGUUUUGUCUUAUUUUCUUUAGAUCAGAUCUU